Molecule: messenger RNA, 5530 nt
Organism: Tribolium castaneum (red flour beetle)
Lineage: Eukaryota; Metazoa; Arthropoda; Insecta; Coleoptera; Tenebrionidae
Exons: 1
Biological process (GO): sensory perception of taste
Cellular component (GO): membrane
Source: RefSeq, a predicted model, not a curated record
UUCUUGAACAGAAUUGUCUAGUUGAAAAAUUAAUUUUUAGAUUUGAAAUGAAUUAGGAUCACUUAGUUUGCCGAUGUAAAAACAACAUAUGUGUGUAGUUAGUAAAAUAAAUAAAAAAGUUACAAUUUGAGUCUCUUCUAACUUAGAACUGGUUAUGGGGCCAGUAGUGGUCAAAAUAGAUAUUUCAAUUUCAAUUUACUAAGACCGGUAUCAAUGUUCAGCUCUAUGCGAAUUAUUGCAAGCUUACCACUAUAUUUUUGUUUAUUUUAACCUGACUACAGAAUCUUUAUUUAUCUAACGAAAGGAAAGGGCACGCCGCUUGGUCGCUCAUAUUUUCACAAUGUAUAAAUCUUGAAAAAACAAGCAAGACAGGUAACUUCAUUAAAUAAAAUUUGGUAAACUUUAAAAACUCUCUUUUACCCUCAUAUGUAACAGUAUGUUAAAUUUAACAAAUGAGAAGAAAACAAAAAUAUCUAAAAAUUUAUAUUUUAUUUUUUAACACUAAUAACAAAUUCUUCGUGCAUUUAUUUUUUAAUCAAUAAAAUUUUAAUCGUAUAAAUUAAUAAAUGUAAUUAUUUAACUUAAUUUAACGUAAAAUCUUGGUCUAAGUUCGUGUUCCUCAGUCACUCGAACCAGCCCAUUUUGCCUUAGGUGGCGCCCUUCAAAAAAAACUUUUAUUUCCUCUCCACAUGAACACAAAAACCGGGAGCUGCCGGAGCUGUGCCUUAUUUAAGGUCACAUUUUACAGAGGAAUAUACAGUAGUUUAUAUUAAAGUUUAACUCAAAAUUAUAUUAACUUGAACUAACUUAUCAUUUAUUUAACUUUGGCGGUUUGUGAGGUGGUGUCAGUUAUCUUUGAUGGGAACUCGUGUGGCGGAUUACCGGACCCUUCAACUAGGUCAGGUAGCAGCGGGUAGCAGCGAUUAUGUAAUACCGAUUAUGGAAUUCGUGCGCAAGUGUCCUGUUGCCGAUUUGGGGACGGAAGUACCUGACAGAGGGUAGAGUAAGGAGCGCAUGAAAGUUGCAGCGAUUGCUACCUCUUUUAUGAAAGCUGCAGCGAAGGCAGAAUUUUACCUGAUCAAGGGUAUGAUACAUUGCAGCGCUCAUUUCCGCCAGUAGGUACUUGAGGAGUAAAUACCUCAAGGUAUCAUUAAGGAGAAAUUGUUCAAAGUCUAAUUAUUUUGUUUACUACUUAAAACAGUAUUUUACAUAGCAUUUUACAACAUCACCAACGUGUUACCAAAUCCUAAUGCGGUUGCCAUCAAAAAAAUUUCAAUCCGUACUGCCCAUUUUACAAUUUCUCCCUUCCAGUUUUACACAAAAAUGGUGGGGGUUGUUAGGAAUUUCACAAAAAUAUUGAAAGGUAUAAUCCGAUAUUCUAAUUUCCAAUAAGAACCCCGUAAGAAAGACCGUAGGCUGUCUAUAACCCCCUUUAACGAUUUAGGGAAUUUCCGUAAGUGAAUCAAUGAAGCGAAAUAGAAAUUUUAUUUAAGUGGAUUCUCCAGGAAUUUAGGAUAACACUGUAUAAAUGUAAUAUAGUUAAACGGAUUUUAGGAAUAGUACAUUCCCUAAAGUAAAAUUGCCUUUGGUUUUUCAAUAUGGUAGCAAAUUCUUUGAUAAUGUCGGUAAAUCACUAUGCUCACAAACUAAAUUAACAAUACACGUGAAAAUGAUUUUAAAAUUGUUGAUGACAAUCAUAGUUGAUAGUUCUGCAAUUACCCUGCUCAAAAAAAGUUAAUAAAUUUUAAUUUUAAUCAUUUUAACAUCAAAAAAAUUCGAUCACUUUUGUUGGUAAAGAUUAUUAAUAAAAAAAAACUUGCGUUUUUUGAUACGUUUUUCGCACUUACAAGUGUUUCAAUAUUUAUCUUUAGGGUCAAAUUAACCGUUUUGUAUAUAAUAUGUUACUUACAACUCUCGUUAUGUAAUAUUCUAUUAUUUUACUUUUGUGAAUAUUGUAAAUAAAAUUGUUUCCUUCCCUGGUCUGUGUAAUAUGAAUAAUUACGAGUACAGCUAAUGCAAUCGCGCUACUACGAGAGCCGCGGUAAUCGCUGAUAACUUCGGGAGGAACUCGGCUAUUGAUAAUGGUUUUGCAGGUAGGUAAAGAAGUAACCGCCGGGAGGAACUCAGAUACGCCCGUUUACUUGAUUUAUUAUCUAAUUUUUCAAAAAGAAUUGUAGGAAAACAUUUCCUUUGGUUUUUACAAUGAGUUAAAAACACCAGUUUAAAAGUGUAUUAACAUUGGCAACAUUUAGUAAUAUGUUAGCAUGGUAAUACUUUUGGUUAAUAUUUUUCUAAACGUAUAAAAAUGGAUGUACUUGUACUGCGGUGCCAUUUUUUCUUUUUGAUUUUAGCCAAACGGAAGGUUUUGUGAUUUUUUUUAAUCGAAAAUAGUGUUCUGUAUAGCUCCAUCUAGCUGCUCUUAAAAGCCUAUUCGCGACUUUUGAGACAGCCUAUAUACUCUGCAGGAUUCGUAUUCAAAUACACGACCGAGAAAAUGUAAAGUGCGUAACAAUUGAACAUAAUUAAAUGUGUAUAAAUAUAGGUGACAUAGUCACUUUUCAUGUGUUUGCUGCAAGUCGAGUGAAGAUUAUAGUUAAUAUGUAUUAUCAUCAUUAUUAUUACUUUCUCAAAGUUAAAUUUCGUUUUAACUUAAGUAUAAACAGUGCAUUAGUAUACAAAUUAGUCAUUUUAUUUAAAAACCUGCAUUAUUUUGCUUGAUUGUAGUAAAAAAUACAGGGUGUUUACGGUCUUGGAGUUGAAACUUAAAGGGAAUGAUAUGAAUGAUAGAAGAACUCCAGAACAAUAUAUAAAAUGAAAAUCCCCAUUAUAGCGAAAAAUCAUUCAAUUUACAUUAUUUGUUUGUAAACUGCUACUUCGACUACAACAAUUACUAUUACCUUAUGCUUUGCUCUAAGUCCGCGCAGAUUGGACUGUCGUUAUCAAUGGAAAAUUCCAAACGCUUCAUUACACCCUUAAUAAUAGAAUAAAAACGAUGAGACUUCUUGAAAGACCGAUAAUAGUAUAUUAUGAUAAGAGUUUUAUAAGACGCAUUUUGUCGCACGCAUGGAGCAAGUGCGACAAAAUGCCUUAUAAACGACAUAUCAUACAGUAGUUUUUCUACUUCGCACAAUUUGUACCAAAAAAUUAAUUUCGAACAUUAGGGAAUUUUGUGGCAGUUGACAGCAGUUGUGCGCAAACCGUGAAAUGAACUUAAUAAUUUAUUUUGGAUCGUCAUUAGUUUAUUCGUACAAAUGUAUUCUAAAAGGGUCCAAGAGGUUUUGCAAGAUACAAAUACUUGCUUUUGUGGCAAAUACGUGGAAUUUGAAAAUUGGCCUAAGGAUAAUGAGAUCUCAAAUUACUUACUUGCUCUGGUUUUUGAAGGUAUAUCUGCACAUUACUCGAAAGGUGUUCGAAAGGGCCACAUAUCAGGAAUGGUACAAGAUUCAUAUUUGAUUAAUUUGAUUAAAUUAUGCUUUUGAAACAGGUGCGUAUUGACACUGACAGUUCUCUGAGAUAAUUGUCAAAAAACUAGGAUGUCAACAUUAUACAACUAAGUUACCCUGGUUUUUAGAGUAAUUGUUAUAGCACUCCGUUGGAUAUUACGAUACGCAAAUCGCGUAUCGUAGUGACCUCGGUACGAAACCGAAGUAGAAAAAAAAUCUUUCUAUACAUUUAUAAGUGGCAUACUUUAGACUUAUAAUAAUUUUGCAUUUUUAAAAAAUCGGAACUUUUAGACCCGCUCUCCCCUGGAUUAAAAACGUUAAUAAACAUAUCAUUUUGGAAUAAUUUUAAUACGCAAGGAAUCAAUAUUUAAAAUAUUAUUUUUAAAAUUUGAUUUGUCAAUUUGUGAUAUAGGUUGGCUAAAAUUCCAUAGGCACAGCCUGCUCUAAUUCAGUUCAUUUUUGAUCUCAUGUUGUUACCUCCCUAAAUAUUUUAAUUUUUUUUAACACAAGGAAAAAUAAAAAUUGAGCUAGGCUAUAUUUUGUUAGAGGCUUUUUUGUCGGUUCCGACAAUGUCAGUUCGCCACCAGAUUUGGAAUAAGCUCUAUCUAUAUUAUAUUCCCAUUCAAAAAAUGGAUUUUCGAUCAAAGCAUUUUCAAACACAUAAACGCCUAAUUUUAUUAUCAGCGCGUUCCAGAAAGAUUGUAAAGGACAAAUUUUAAAAAAUCCAGAAACCCUUUUUCAUAAAUAUUGAAUUUACCAAAAAUUAUACGGCUUGAAUGCUUGACAUCAAUUAUAAAAUUACGAUACUUAUUUCUUUUGACACCAUAUUUAUGGAAUUCCAAAAAAGAAACGAAUUGCAUUACAUGGAGAAAUGAAACACGUACAACUUAGAGAUAAUUGAGUUUUUACUGUAAUGCUAUUUGUUUUAUUAACAAAACAAAUUGUAAGUACUUGUUACUGUAAUUAGUAAACGAUCAAUAAAUAAUAAACCCAAAACGCAGUCACUUUUACUUUAUGAAAUGUACUCCCUUGUAGCAACUCCUAUUUGUUUAAAAUGGAUUUAUAUUUUGUUGGGUAUUGACCAGAUUUCCACUUCGGGUUGUUUGAAACUUGCAUAUUUGCCUUACUAUUGUUUAUUCAUUUAUUUGUUUAUAAAUUACAACAUUAUCAACCAAUUUUCCAAUGACGGAAUUCUGGUAUAUGUUGACUUAAUCACAAACUACCAAAAUGUUCUUUUUGUAGUAGUUUAUUACUCUUCGUUUUGGAAAAGAAAAGACAAACUUAAAUUCCAAUUAAAUCUGAUAAAAAAAUUGAACCCAAAUUUUCACACUCAAGAAAACUGGAUUCGAUUGACCCUUAUUGGACUAUUCUUGUUAAAUGUUGCUUUUGUACCAUUCUUACUCAGUCCACCACAAGUUGUAUUCUAUAUUUACUACUAUGCUCUAAUUAUACAUAUUUUCGAUUGUCUUUUUUUGAACGAUGUUCUAAAUCCAAUUUUGGAUAAAUUCAAAACAAUUAAUUUACAGUUACAACGUCAGGUCAAAUCCAUCGAUCCAACACUUUUUUUAACCCGAAACAACUCAAAAAGAGUUAAAUUUUUGGAAGAGGAUGAUAUAAAUUCACUCAUGAAUAUCAUACACCAAUUAUCGCUACAUCACUACGAGUUGGUACAAAUUUCCCAAAAUGUCACCAAAAAUUUCGAAAUUACAACUUUAGUGGCCUCUUUAUUGUGGUUCAAAAACAUGAUAGAAACCGUCUAUUACCUUCUUUUUGUGAUGGUGAAUGGGACAGAUCGACCCAUUGUCCAUUAUGGGUGCAAUAUCACGUUUUUGGUUUUACAUUUGUAUUGGUUAUUCGUUGUGGUGAGGAUCUACGUUCGAGUUAAGAAUGAAGCGAAUCAAAGUGCAAGUUAUAUUCACGAAAUUUGGAAUAAAUACGCGGUUAAACGAGUAGUUGACAGAAAAAUACGAUUUUUGCAAUUGAUAGUAGUGCAGUUUUAUGCCACGAAAUUGAAUUUUACAGCUUUCGAUGUGGUUUCCUUAGACUGGAGUUUUUGUCAAAUGGUAAGAAACAGUUUUGAGGCAGAA